Messenger RNA from Daphnia pulicaria, 1275 nucleotides. RefSeq names its product WD repeat-containing protein 18-like. The coding region runs from base 1 to 1275 and encodes 424 amino acids. Lineage: Eukaryota; Metazoa; Arthropoda; Branchiopoda; Diplostraca; Daphniidae. The record is from RefSeq and is a predicted model, not a curated record. Gene Ontology annotation, biological process: rRNA processing; DNA-templated DNA replication. The transcript is spliced from 5 exons. Gene Ontology annotation, molecular function: protein binding. Gene Ontology annotation, cellular component: nuclear pre-replicative complex.
AUGGAAGUUGUCGUUACAAGCGAAUGUUCGGGUCAGUUAUGGAAUACUUGUAUUUGGGAACCUCUCACUGGUACGACAUUGAGAACAUUUAAGGGUGGAAUUUCUGGUUCUCAGUCACUCAACAUUGUCGGGGGCGAUUAUUUGCUUUCGUCUUUGAAGGACAAACCAAUUAUACAGGUCUGGGCGUUGAACAGGCAAGAUCAGAUCACAACCAAAAUGAUCAUGCCAGGCAUUAUUCAAGUGUUGGUGAUGUCACCUUGCAAUAACUUUUGCGUGGGAGCCUUGAGUGAACAGUUGCUGAUCUGGCAGGUGUCAACUGGAAAACUGGUGGCUUCAUUGAGACGUCACUACCAAAAUGUUUCUGAUGUGAAAUUCACUGCAGAUUCUUCACGGUUUAUAAGUGCAGGAGCUGAAGGUCUCGUUCUGCUCUGGAGUUUGGAUACGGUUUUGCACACCAAGGAGUGUGAACCAGACUCAAUCUGGUCUGACCAUUCCCUGCCAGUGACUGGCCUGCAUGUGACAAAAUCUCUGAUCCAGCCCUUGGUAUUUUCAGUAUCGCUUGACCAAACCUGCAAAAUCCGUGAUCUCAAUACUGGCAAAACAUUGUUCAACAUCCAGUUCAAUGAGCCUUUGCGUUCGGUUGUGGUCGACCACUCUGAAGAAAGUUGCUACGUCGGUUCACACGAGGGAAAGAUUUACCGACUAGAUUUGUUGGAUCCUCCCCGCAGUGUCGAACAAAUGGUGGACGAAUCGGCGUCAAGGAAAAUGUUUGUCGGCCAUGAGAAAGCUGUCACAUGCCUGAGCGUAUCAACUGGCGGCUGCCAUUUACUAAGCGGUUCGGAUGACGGUAGCGCUCGGGUAUGGGACAUAGCCAGCGGCCAGUGCGUCCGUAUUCUUGCUCACCGUGGGCCCCUGACGAACGCGUUUUUCGCUCCCAGAUACAAACACUUGGAGACGGACAAAUUCCAUCCGCGGAUUAUCAUCAACACAUUUGAGAAGAAACGCCACGACGGACAGCUGUUGAGCGCCGAAAAUGAACUAAACGCCCAGGUGUUGAUUUCUUGUCCGCCUUUGAUGGAAUCACUCGACUCGAGUCAGGGAGCCGAGGCUCUGUCCUUGUCGGGCAGCAACGCCAGUGGAGGCCAUCAAGUGUCUGAUCAAGUCACGCAAAACGAGAUGGGGCGUUUGAAACUCAUCAAUCGCCAACUGUACGCCUUUGCAGUCGACAAGAUUUACAAUGAAGAUGCGGCGAUCACGACCAAGAAACGAAAAUAA